AUGAAGUUUCUUACUUUCCUUUACACGUUUCUGAUUGUAUGCUUGCAUUCAUCUUCUGCAGCCACCAACUAUAAUGUGUUGAGUUUUGGAGCCAAAGGCGAUGGAGUAACAGACUCCACUCAAGCAUUUCUCAAUGCAUGGGCUGCAGCCUGUGGCUCUACAGAAUCAACCACCAUUUAUGUACCAAAAGGAACUUACUUGCUCGGCUCCUCCGUGGCUUUUAAAGGCGACUGCAAAAGCUCUGAUAUUAAAAUACUCAUUGAUGGAACACUGGUGGCUCCGUUAGAUUACAAUGUCCUUGGUGAAGCUGAUAAUUGGCUAAGCUUUGAAGGGGUUGACAAUGUUUCCAUCGUCGGUGGGACAGUGAAUGCAAAUGGAUCGGCUUUAUGGGCUUGCAAGGCUGCCAGCUAUAAUUGUCCCACCGGAGCCACGACAUUGAGCUUUACAAACUCAAACAAUAUCAGAAUCAAUGGAGUUUCGUCACUAAACAGUCAGAUGUUUCACAUUGUGAUCAACGGUUGUCAAGAUAUCCAUAUUGAAGAAGUUAAUGUCACAGCUGCUAGUGAUAGUCCCAACACAGAUGGUAUACAUGUUCAGUACUCUCGAAAUGUAAUGAUUACAAACUCGUCUAUACAAACUGGGGACGACUGUAUCUCCAUUGGCCCGGGAACGAAGAACUUGUGGAUUGAAAGUAUCACCUGUGGUCCUGGCCAUGGCAUAAGCAUUGGAAGCCUAGGCAAAGACAUGGAUGAACAAGGAGUAGAAAAUGUGACUGUCCAGAAGACCUUUUUUAAAGGUACCAAGAAUGGGUUUAGGAUAAAGUCUUGGGCGAGGCCUAGCAAUGGAUUUGUUGAAGGUGUUCGAUUCAUUAAUGCCACCAUACAAAAUGUUCAAAACCCUAUCGUCAUUGACCAAAACUAUUGCCCUCACAAGUUAAAUUGUCCUCGCCAAGUAUCUGGGGUAAGAAUUAGAGAUGUAAUGUAUCAAGACAUUGAAGGAACAUCGGCAACAACUGUGGCUAUAAAAUUUGAUUGUAGUACUUUGUAUCCAUGCACAGAGGUUCGAUUGCAGAAUGUAAAUUUGACAUAUUUGAAUCAUGUGGCUCAAUCUUCUUGUAAUAAUGUGAUAGGAGAGACACUUGGAUUGGUUCAACCAAAUACUUGUCUGUAA
This is a messenger RNA of Mangifera indica (mango), 1170 nucleotides long. Its product is annotated as polygalacturonase-like. NCBI's taxonomy places the organism in Eukaryota, Viridiplantae, Streptophyta, Magnoliopsida, Sapindales, Anacardiaceae. Bases 1 to 1170 code for a protein of 389 amino acids. Gene Ontology annotation, biological process: carbohydrate metabolic process. The transcript has 4 exons. The record is from RefSeq and is a predicted model, not a curated record. Gene Ontology annotation, molecular function: polygalacturonase activity.